CAGUAAGGACCCCCCGCAAGAUAUCUUGCUGUGACCACAUUUAUAAAUUCUCAUUUAUCGGAAAUAUUCAAACAAAUUCGCCACAAUUGGAGCUACCAAGAUGCGUCAAUUCCAGCUGUUUCAAGCAUCUGUUUCACAAAAAUCCCAAAGCUGAAUUGUAUUCGAUCAAAUGCUACUGUCAUUUGUAACAACGUAACCUCACAAAAUAAUACAACGAUAUGCGCUAUCGCUGUACGAACAAAGAAUCUUCUCGUCUCAAUUUGUACGGUAUCGAAACAUUUUGUAUCGAAACAGAAUACAAAAUUGACGCAUAAAAAUACAGUAAUAAAUAUUCUUCGUGUUUCAAUACAUAAUAAAAAAAGUACCUUUGUAGCAAAGUAACAACGAUACCUUUUUCGUAAAAUUCAGUAUAGAUAUACCAUAAAAACAGUAAUCAUUAGUGACGACGCAUAUGUCAUAAAAAUAACAUAUUUUCAAAGUGAAGAGAAAGCAUUUGAUAAUGUCUUAAUUCACAUUUUUUAUCAUUGUAAACGUAAUAACGAAUAUUUAGCAUUGUUUUUUCAAUACCGUGCAAGAUUUUAUCACGUUAAAACUGGAAACGUCAUUUCUAAAUGUCCAAUUUUGCGCGUAGUUGGAAGUGUUUCUAUGAACACGUUGUUAUUAAUUUACACAUGUUGUAAAGUCUAUAUAACUAUUUACAUCCUGUAAAUAAUACAAGAUAUACAAUAAAUUUGCGCUAAAAAGAGAAAUACAUUUUACGUUUAAUUAUCGAAUUCAUUUAUGUGCACGGUACAUGAGGAAUAUUUUUUCAUGGCGUUAAUCGCAAUUGUAAGAAAAAAUUAUGAAACUUAAACAUUUUUCCCAGUAAACUUAAUAGUAAACGUGUGGGUGAUAUACUCUAAUAAAAAUGCCUGAAUUACCGCGUAUAACAAGAUCAUUGCGAAUGUUUACAAAUCUUGGACGUAUAAAAAGUAUAACAAACUUAGAACCAAAUGAUUUACUUAGAAAAGAGGAUGAACAGAUAACUAAAACAAAAAGUGAACUAAGUUGGAAUGAUUUAAACAACUUUUUGCCGAAAGAUGUCUUGCAUCAUAUUAAAGAGUUACGUCAAAUUGUUACAAAAAUAUUUGAUGAAUGUUCAGCUGAACUCAUACAUGAUUUUGUUAUGUUUGCUUUGCACUUACUAAUCGAUGAGAAAUUAAUAACACAAAAGAAAUUUGAGAUCUUGAAGGGAAGAGCAGGAAACUUAACACACCAGGAUGUUAAUAAAAUGAUGAAUACAAUAUCCGUGAUUAGAGAAAAUUUGAAUGAGGAUGCUUUGAUGCUAUUGAGAUAUGGAAGAGAAAGCGGUAACAAUACAGAGGUAUCUGAAAACAUUUUAUUCGGUACUAAAAUUGAUUAUAAACCUGCAAAAGCAUUAUGGCCAAACACCGAAACACUUCGCGAUAUGUCUUUAGAAAAUACAAAUCAAACUACAAAUAAUUUUACAAUGAAAUAUAGGAAUGAUACUGUAAAACUAUACAAAACUGAAUUUGAUGAAAAGACAUACAAGCAAGGUUUGAAAUUAUGUUAUAGAAAGAGCUCUGUUAAUAUGAGUUUCGAGGAUUUUGCCAAGAUAAUAAGCUCUAAAUUGAGAAAUGUGGAAAAUAUGGAAAACGAGUUACUUGACUUUCUAGGUUAUGAAGAAAUAGAGUUCAUACAGUAUAUUAUAGAACAUCAAAAAAGUAUUAUAGCUCUAACUCAAAGCCUUGGUCUUCAUCUUGUUCCUAAGGUACAAAAGCAAUGUGAUCCAGAGAGACCACUAAUUAGUGGUCAAGUAACUGUGCAGUCUGAAAAAGAGAAGCAUUUAUGGAAGCAAGUACGAAAAGAAGAAAAGAAAUUAAAUAAGAUAUCAAAUAAACGGGAAGGAAAUGACUUGGAAUCGCAGGAUCUAUAUUUUAAGAAACAAAAGGCCUUAAUUGAAUCGUCUAUACCUAUAUUCAAGAAGGACACUGUUUCUAGCAAGAAUAUGCGAGAAAACUAUCCAUUUGUAUUUAACUCUGAUUCGAGUAGCAAACAUAUGAGUGGUUGUGUGUCAGGUCAAAAGAUAAUGCUCCCGCAAAACGUGAUAAAAAAAGAUACCGAAUUAAGUGAAGAAAUUCACAUACCUAUUCCAGAAUUACAGUCAAUUAAUCUUAAUUACACACCUGUUCUGACAUCUGCUUUAGAUGAUAUUGGGCAGAUGGCUUUCAGAGGCAUUGAAAGUUUAAAUCGGAUACAGAGCAUAGUGUUUAAUGCAGCAUAUAAUACCAAUGAGAAUUUAUUAAUUUGUGCACCAACAGGAGCUGGAAAAACUAAUGUUGCUAUGUUGACUGUUGUACAUCAGCUGAAACAACAUAUUGAACAAGGUCAAAUAAUGAAAAAUCUGUUCAAGAUCAUUUAUGUGACACCUAUGAAAGCUUUGGCAGCAGAAAUGACUGCAAAUUUUGGCAAAAGACUUGAAUGCCUCGGUAUAUCGGUUCGAGAACUGACCGGAGAUAUGCAGCUAACGAAAUCAGAGAUUCAACAAACACAGAUGAUUGUCACUACUCCAGAAAAAUGGGAUGUUUUGACAAGAAAGGGUACCGGAGAUGUUUCUCUCACGAGUAUAGUGAAAUUGUUAAUUAUCGAUGAGGUACAUUUAUUACACGGUGACAGAGGACCAGUAGUUGAAGCGUUAGUUGCUCGGACAUUGCGACAAGUGGAGUCUUCUCAAAGUAUGAUCAGAAUUGUUGGACUCUCGGCAACUUUACCAAAUUAUUUGGACGUAGCAAGAUUUUUACGGGUCAGCCCAGACGUUGGACUCUUUUAUUUCGAUCAUCGAUUCCGUCCAGUGCCAUUAAGUCAGACAUUUAUCGGUGUGAAAGCAACCGCACCUUUACAACAGAUGAAUGACAUGGAUCGUGCGUGUUACGAUAAAGUUGUAGACAUGGUACGUAAAGGACAUCAAGUUAUGGUCUUUGUACAUGCACGUAAUGCUACAGUCAGGGUGGCAAAUGCUCUGAAAGAGUUGGCUAUGCGAAAUGAUACGUUACAGUUGUUCAUACCCGGGAAUCAUGCGAAAUUUAUGAACAAAGCUUUCAGCAAAUCAUCUAACAAGCAUUUAAUAGAAUUAUUUAAUAACGGAUUAUCGGUACACCAUGCUGGUCUACUACGUUCAGAGCGAAAUCUGAUUGAAAAAUAUUUCUCUGAAGGAUUAAUCAAGGUGUUAGUGUGCACAUCAACGUUAGCUUGGGGUGUAAAUUUACCUGCGCAUGCAGUUAUUAUAAGGGGAACGGAAAUAUAUGAUUCAAAACGUGGUUCCUUUAUUGAUUUAGAUAUAUUAGACGUCUUGCAAAUUUUCGGACGCGCCGGCCGACCUCAAUUCGACGUUGAAGGACACGCUACCAUCAUUACUGCUCAUAAUAAAUUAUAUCAUUAUCUAUCAUUAUUAACGAAUCAAAUACCUAUCGAAAGCAAUUUCAUUAAAUAUCUAGCGGAUAAUUUGAACGCUGAAAUUGCGCUAGGUACAAUAUCUAAUGUGGAAGAGGCUAUAAAAUGGCUGAGUUACACUUAUUUAUUUGUUAGAAUGAAAUUGAACCAUCACGUUUAUGGAAUUCCUCAUCAAGUUAUCGCCGACGAUCCAAAUUUGGAGCGCAAGAGGAAGGAAUUGAUCGAUAUAGCAGCGAAAUCAUUGGAUAAAGCUAAAAUGAUUCGGUACAACGUAAGUACCGGAGAUCUUAACACAACAGAUCUAGGACGUAUCGCGAGUCACUUUUACCUGAAAUAUGAUACAGUUGAAAUUUUCAAUGAAUUGAUCAAACCGAUUAUGACCGAAGCAGAAAUACUCGCAAUGAUAUCAAAGUCACAGGAAUUCGAGCAACUGAAAGUGCGAGAUGAUGAAAUCGACGAAUUACAGGAAAUGUCUGAGAACUAUUGUGAAGUCGUAGCACAAGGCGGCGCGGAAAAUAUUUAUGGUAAAGUGAAUAUUCUAUUACAAACAUAUUUAUCGCGCGGUCGGAUCAACUCGUUCUCAUUGAUAUCAGAUCAAGCGUACAUCACGCAAAACGCAGUGCGUAUAUGUAGAGCGUUGUUCAAAAUUAUGCUACGACAAAAUAAUGCAUUAAUGUCUGGCCGCUUACUGGAAAUGGCGAAAAUGCUGGAACUGCAACAGUGGAGUUAUAUGAACCCUUUAUGUCAAUUUUCUUGUUUACCUUUGGACAUUAUCGAUAAACUAGAACAACAUAACUUGACCAUUGAUAAAUUGAACGAUAUGAAUGUUAAAGAGAUUGGAGAUAUGAUACGUAAUCCAAAAAUGGCAGUGCUAGUGAAGAAAUGUUGCGAAGAACUACCUACGCUGGAAAUGGAGGCCACUUUACAGCCUAUUACCCGCAGAGUUUUAAGAAUACGACUGAAAAUAUAUCCUCAGUUUCGAUGGAACGACAGGGUACAUGGGAAAACCUCGGAACCGUUUUGGAUAUGGAUCGAAGAUCCGGACAAUAAUUUUCUUUACCAUCAUGAGUACUUUAUCUUGACGAAAAAGAUGGUAUGCAGUAACCUUGAACAGGAACUUGUAAUGAUUAUCCCAUUGCAUGAACCAUUGCCCUCGCAGUACAUAGUGAAAGCGACGAGCGAUCGCUGGUUAAAUUGCGAGAGUAUGCUACCCCUUACGUUCCAUGAAUUAAUAUUACCAGACAUAUAUCCUCCGCAUACAGAUUUACUGGAAUUGCAGCCCUUACCGGUGAAAGCAUUAAAAGAACCGGCGUUCGAAAGACUUUAUAAAUUCACUCACUUCAAUCCGAUACAAACACAGAUUUUUCAUUGUUUGUAUCACACUGACAACAACGUCUUACUGGGUGCUCCGACUGGAUCUGGAAAAACAAUUGUUGCUGAAAUAGCUAUGUUCCGAAUAUUCAAACAAUAUCCUACACAAAAGGUUGUAUACAUUGCACCCCUGAAGGCUUUAGUCAGAGAACGAAUAAAGGAUUGGAAAAUUCGAUUCGAAGAACAACUUGGAAAGAAAGUAGUGGAAUUAACUGGGGACGUGUCACCGGACAUUAAAGUGAUAGCUAGUGCAAAUAUCAUUGUGACUACUCCAGAAAAAUGGGACGGUAUCAGCAGAAGUUGGCAAACAAGAACUUACGUCAAGAAUGUUGCUCUUAUAAUUAUAGAUGAGAUCCAUCUUUUAGGGGAAGAUCGUGGUCCUGUAUUGGAGGUUAUCGUUUCAAGGACUAACUUUAUUUCUUCCCACACUUUGAAGAAACUAAGAAUCGUUGGAUUGUCCACAGCAUUGGCCAACGCUGUGGAUUUAGCUAAUUGGCUGGGCAUUCGAGAAAUGGGCUUAUAUAAUUUCCGUCCCUCUGUACGACCAGUACCAUUGGAAAUCCAUAUAAACGGAUUCCCUGGGAAACAUUACUGUCCACGUAUGGCAACAAUGAAUAAACCAACAUUCCAAGCGAUCAGACAACAUUCACCGUCCAGUCCAGCUCUUGUAUUCGUUUCGUCGCGUAGGCAAACGCGAUUAACUGCAUUAAAUUUGAUUGCUUACCUCGCAGCAGAGGAUAAUGCGAAACAGUGGCUGCAUAUGCCUGACGAAGAGAUGAACAGUAUAUUGGAUCAUGUACGAGACUCGAAUUUGAAGCUUACCCUUGCUUUUGGGAUUGGACUUCAUCAUGCCGGUCUUCAAGAUAAGGAUAGAAGAAUCGUAGAAGAAUUGUUUGUUAAUAAUAGGAUACAGGUGUUAAUUACGACAGCCACCUUAGCUUGGGGUGUAAAUUUUCCUGCUCACUUGGUGGUGAUAAAGGGAACAGAAUAUUACGAUGGUAAAGUGAAACGUUACGUGGACAUGCCAAUUACGGAUGUGCUUCAGAUGAUGGGUCGAGCGGGUCGACCUCAAUUCGAUGAUUCCGGAGUGGCAGUUGUCUUGGUACACGAUUUGAAGAAGAACUUUUAUAAAAACUUCCUGCACGAGCCGUUCCCGGUUGAAUCGAGCUUACUGGCAGUGUUACCGGAUCAUAUAAACGCGGAGAUCGUGGCUGGCACAAUUAAAAAUAAACAAGAAUUUUUGGAUUACUUAACGUGGACCUAUUUCUUCAGAAGACUAAUGAAAAAUCCGGUGUAUUAUGAUUUGAACGCUUUGGAACCUCAUAUGAUCAACGAGUACUUAUCCUCUAUGGUUGAUAAUACACUGAAAGUGUUGAUGGAUUCGCAUUGCAUUGACUUCGAUGAGAAUGGACAAAUUAUAUUCCCACUUUCGAUGGGUAAAAUAGCAUCAUUUUAUUACUUAUCGCAUCACACUAUGCUGAUGUUUGAACAAUCAUUAAAGGAUGCUCUGACAAUGGAUGAGUGUUUACAUAUUUUAUCUAAUUCUUAUGAAUACAAUGAAUUGCCUGUAAGACACAACGAAGAAUUAUUGAAUGAAGAACUAUGCAAAAUGUGCCGAUAUACAGUGGAUAACUACUCGUAUGAUUCUCCAAAUACUAAAGCAUUCAUAUUACUUCAAGCGCAUUUCUCAAGACUUACGCUACCAUGUGCAGAUUAUCUCACAGAUUUAAAAUUAGUUCUUGAUCAAGCGAUUCGAAUUAUUCAGGCUAUGAUAGAUACUGUUGCAGAACAUGGAUGGCUGGUAUCCACGCUCGUGAUAAUACAGUUACUACAAAUGAUUAUUCAAGCUCGAUGGAUAGAUGAAUCUGCGAUACUUACAUUGCCUCAUAUAAAUUCCGAACAUUUACAGUUAUUCUCAUCUUUGCCGAAAAUUCUUCCUGUGUUAUGCAACACUGUAUAUGAUAAAUAUAAUUUGCUUCUACAAGCGCUCGGCGAAGAAUUCCAAGAAAAUGAAAUAUACGAGAUACAUCAAGUGAUAAGAGAAAUGCCGAUACUUUGUGUCAACUUGAGUUUGGAGGGUUACUGGCCUGAUGGCGCUAAACAGAAACCUGUAGCACUGAGAACAGCAAAUCUUAUUUAUAUUGAUGUACACAAAGAUCAGGAUUAUAUACUGAACAUUCGAAUGAGACGAAAAAAUAAAUCUAAUAAUUUAAGAGCGCAUUGUCCUAUGUACCAAAAAGGAAAGGACGAAGGCUGGUUUUUGGUGUUAGGUAGUAUUCAAGACAAAGAGUUAUGGGCACUGAAACGAGUCAGUGGAAUAAACGAUCAAUGGAAAUAUCAUCAGUUACAAUUUACAGCGCCAUCAAAAUUAGGUCAUGCAACGUUGACAUUCUAUUUGAUGUCUGACUCUUAUAUAGGACUGGAUCAACAAUACGAUGUACAUAUAAAUGUAGUACAUUAAUGUUAAAGUAAGCGAGUAUAUGUAUGCUCCAAAGACUAAACGGUAGUGUAAGUAUGUACAGUUAAAUUUGUUAUUUUAACUAAGAUUAAAAUUGUUAAACACAAAAACUCGUGAGAUUCAUUUGACAUCCAAAGAUAUUGCGAUUGAAACGACAAUAAUUUUAAAUAUAUUUUGUCAACAUUUAUUUUUCUAAAUGUGCAUACAAACUUACGUAUAUUUUCCUUAUAUAGUACACGAUUAUGAAACAACAUAAGGAUUUAAAUUAUUCUACUUAUUUUAUACAAAUGGAACUAAGAUACAGAAAGUAACAUCUCGAGAGGAUCAGUUUUACAAUUUUUUUCACAGUGUACAAAUAAAAUGUCGCAGUAAAAAGGUUAAAAAGAAUGAUUAGUUUAUUAUAAAACAAGUUUAAUAGAAAAACGUACAAGAUUUGCUAUUAGAAUUUUAUGCGGUAACAUAAACAUCGAUAACUCAUAAGAAAUAAAGAUAUAAGUGAUAUAUCUUAAAAUAUCUUACACUCUGAUCCUUCUUUACGCUCAUAGCAUAACAUUUUGUGGCAGUACAUUUAUAUUAUUCUUUUCUUUAACACGUUCGCUCCUAUCGUAAGGUUAUAAAAUCAAUCGUGGCAUCAUGAAUAUGACGUUUAUAGCAGCGAACGUGUUAACAUCCUAUUCUAACGAAAAACAACAAGAAAUUGUAGGGCAGGAAGGAUUUGAGAUCAUUUCAUUGCUUUGUUUCAAAGAGAACAUACUUAAGUUGCAAUCUGCAUAUUCGUAAUAACUGUUCUGUUUGAUAAUCAAUGCAGACUGUUCAAGCUAAAGAUGUAGAAGAGAUAUAUUUCAAACUUAGCUCUUUAGUUUUUUAACUAUAUCCCUGAGACACAUAAUGCAUAUAAAAACACAAGAAUAUAUAUAAAAAUAAAGGACAUCUUUUAUUUAUUUUCCUCUUUAAUAUUCGUUAAUCCAUGAAACAUAAAUAUAUUGCAAAUGUUGCUAAACCAACAUUUUUUCUCAGAUUUUAUAAAAUAAAUAAUUUCACGCUAGUAGUACGUUUUCACAACACAAGGAAUUCGUGUAAUAAACACUAUUGUAUAGACCUACGUUACGUUCAGACUAUAAUCUAUAAAUACACGUUACGGUGCUCUAGAAAAGAAAAUACUACCUUUUAAAUUAUUCUUCCAGCUAAUAGUUUUAACAGUUCGAAUUUAUAAUAUAUAUUUUUCUCGUUAAAAUUGUCAAAAGAAAUAUAUUAACACCAUUAAGUAUUAAUUUGUUAGUGAUCUCUCCUUCAUCGAUAGAUUGAACUCUGUACUUCUUUUGUACUUUCAUGACACACUUUAUAUUACUCUUAUUUGCACAAUUAUAUAGGUAGUAAUAAUCAAAGCAAAGAAAUACUUAAGCUCCUUCCAUAAUUAUAAUCUGGAAGUACUGAUUAUUCCUUGUAAGUAAUACACCGAAAUGCGUUCACAUAAAACACUUUGUAAUAAUAUAUUUCUAUUCAUGACAUUUAUUGCAAAAACGAAUGUAUCCUUUCAUUAAAAGCUAAGGAAAUUUAAUACGAGAAAUUUUUACUCGAUUUCAUUUUUAUCAUUUUCCAUGCGUAUAAAAGAAAAAAGGAAAUGCUUAAAAAAAACUGUCGAUUAAUGCAUUUGAUGCUCGAUAGAUUAUUACUGUCGUUUUUUUUAGUACUUUCUUUUCCCGUGUAAAUUUCUUGACUGGUAAUAAUAAUCUUGAAGGUGUAAAUCUUAUCACUCGAGAACUAAGGAAGCACUGGCAUAACUAACAGAACUGUCAUUCAUGUUAUUGCAUUGAUUGCUUUGAGUAUACUUUAAAAACUUCAGGUUCAUUCUUUGGCCAUUGGUAUUCCCUUUUAAACUGUGAAUCGCCUGUUAAUAUAGCAGUUACAAAUUUAUUAAAAAUGUUUAUUAAGUUAAAUAAAAUAUAUCGGGAAUAUAACUGGACUCCAUUUAUGGAUUUGAAUGAAUAAAAAUAAUUACCUGCAAUAAAACGCUGAUAGGAUGACGACCACAUAUAGUGUUACCGUAUUUUUUAAGGUAAUCGGUAAAUACUGUAGGAUUUAAAUUUUCUAUAAUAUCCAUACCCUACAAUACAAAGUAAUGGAAAUAUAAUACAGAAAUCUACAAAUAAUCAUUUUAUACCUAGACAACACGAACAAUAUUAUAUACCAUUUUAUCGAGAUUUUGAAUAGAUCUAUGAAUAGGACCACAUGAUCUAUUGUAGUAUGUAUAACGGAAACGCUGUCCCCAGUGACAGAAAUCCGAAGAAAUAACAAAUAACGUUUGUGGGUCAGCCAUGUAUGGCGCUAAUAAUCUUCCAUAAAGUGCCUCUCUUUCUGGACUUAAUGAUCCGACGAGUAUAGGAAUUAUAGUGAAAGAAUCUUUAAACCUAUAUUUACAGAAAAUGAUAGAUUAAUUUUACAUUACACGAAUAAAGGGAUUAUAAAUAUAAUUACCGUACCCUUCCAUGACUUUUGCUAUGAACGGUAAUUGCAUUUCAAUGCUGUGUUCCUCCUCAUCCGUAUUUAAAUCCAUCCAUUCAAAAUGUCUAGUUUCCUCAAGUUCUCUGCAUACUAUCAUAUGAACAGAAACCUAUAUUUGAACUAAUCUUUGAUAGUAAUUCAUAUUUGCAUAUUGUCUUUUAACAUUAUAAUUUUUAUGCAUUAAGAUUUCAUAGAAAAUCUACUUUAGUAUUCUGUAACAUGCAAUUUGUACCUUGUUGAUCAAUAUGUAGAUCAUACAAUGGUGUUUGAUAAAUCGAAGCAGAAGAAAGAGCACAGCCUGUUAAUCUCACAUGAUGUGAUGGACCCAGAAUAAAUAUCCUACGACUAUAUAAUGAUAAAUUACAUAUACAAUACAUUAUUUUAAAUUUAUAUAAUAUAUUGUUACAAACGCAUAUUAAUUUAAUAGUGCAUUGUUGCUUA
This is a messenger RNA of Nomia melanderi (Alkali bee), 10222 nucleotides long. RefSeq names its product activating signal cointegrator 1 complex subunit obelus (gene obe). The record is from RefSeq and is a predicted model, not a curated record. Gene Ontology annotation, molecular function: ATP hydrolysis activity; ATP binding; nucleic acid binding. NCBI's taxonomy places the organism in Eukaryota, Metazoa, Arthropoda, Insecta, Hymenoptera, Halictidae.